Lodderomyces beijingensis is the source of this 279-nucleotide messenger RNA. Lineage: Eukaryota; Fungi; Ascomycota; Pichiomycetes; Serinales; Debaryomycetaceae. The record is from the annotation of a GenBank genome assembly.
AUGUCAUCUCCGCUGACCGCAACACCAGCUUCCGCUGCUCAGAAAAUCAUUCCUACUUCGUCGCAGAAUUUGUUGAAUGAUAAAUGGGACGUGGUGUUAUCCAACGCGUUGAUCAAGACCGGAUUGGGAUUUGGAGGCGGUGUCUUGGUGUCGAUUUUGUUUUUCAAGAGAAGAGCGUUCCCUGUGUGGUUGGGAAUCGGAUUUGGGUUAGGUAGAGGAUAUGCUGAAGGCGAUGCUAUUUUCAGGUCGACUGCUGGAUUGAGAACCGUCAAGGCUUAG